Ruditapes philippinarum (Manila clam) is the source of this 729-nucleotide messenger RNA. RefSeq lists its product as uncharacterized. The transcript has 3 exons. Lineage: Eukaryota; Metazoa; Mollusca; Bivalvia; Venerida; Veneridae. Gene Ontology annotation, biological process: synapse organization. Gene Ontology annotation, cellular component: neuron projection membrane. The record is from RefSeq and is a predicted model, not a curated record. The coding region runs from base 15 to 536 and encodes 173 amino acids.
UACAAAUUGCACCUAUGUCUUUGGCACCAAUGCAAAAUGCUUGUUGUUGUUUUUAUAACUUAUUGAACAAUCUGUUAGUGAAACACGAAAAAGAUAUAACAGAGAGAUUAUAUACAGUUAUGAAGUGCAUUGUAGUUUUUAUUUGCAUUAUUAUUGGAGUAAAAUCAUGGGAAAUAGAAAUCAACGGACCUUCAAGUGUCCAACUGGGAAAUACAUUGUCUUUAACUUGCAAAGCAACACAUUUGGAAUCUCCGCCAAAGACGGUUGUGUGGCAUAAAGGUUAUACGAAAGUGGAGUCUGAUAACAGAACAAUUAUUACUAUAAUUCUCUCCCCAAAUACGAUAACGAGUAAAUUGACCAUAAAUCACGUGCAGCCAGAAGAUGCUGGAAAAUACAAAUGUUGGGUAUCGAACGAGAUCAUACGGCAUUUUACCGUGGCCGUCGUGGAUAGGACAUCAGCAGGUUGCAAGUCAUUACACUACUCAUCGGAAAUACAGACAUUUGCUGUUAUAAUGCUUGUAUUGUGUUUUUUGUAACAUGCUUGAUAUUGUGUAAAAAAAAGUAUAAUUUAUUUAUGCAAGUUGAUGUGAACUUUCAUUUUAAACAACUCGGCUAUUAAUCACAAUAGUACCUAUCCGAAGACUGGCGGAAAUGACCGAGAAGGUGCGAUUGUGUUUCCUGUGCUUAUGUUCGUAUUAAGCUAUUGGAGAUGACUUUCACUACUUAGUA